Cheilinus undulatus (humphead wrasse) is the source of this 4391-nucleotide messenger RNA. RefSeq names its product zinc-binding protein A33. The record is from RefSeq and is a predicted model, not a curated record. Gene Ontology annotation, molecular function: protein binding; ubiquitin-protein transferase activity; zinc ion binding. Gene Ontology annotation, biological process: protein ubiquitination. The transcript has 6 exons. The coding region runs from base 173 to 1582 and encodes 469 amino acids. Lineage: Eukaryota; Metazoa; Chordata; Actinopteri; Labriformes; Labridae.
AGAAGAGCAUUUGCUACUUCACAUGAAGAACAAUAGAAAGCAGUCAGUGUGCUCAGAAGCUUUCAGAGGACGAGUCUAACCGGGGAUGAUGUUGUUGACUGAGGAUUCAUUUGGGGCUUAAAACCUGAGGAUUUAUGCUGUUUUAAACUGUGGAUUUACUUUAUUGUACUAUAUGAAAAGAAUGUCACUCCCAGAGGAGGAUCUUACAUGCCCUAUAUGCUGUGACAUCUUCACAGACCCUGUUUUGCUGGCAUGCAGCCACAGCUUCUGUAGGAGCUGUCUAAAGCGCUGCUGGGACACUGGCUUACGUGAGUGUCCAGUGUGCAGAAAAAGAGCUACCAAGUCCAGCGCCCCUUCUAAUUUAGCUCUGAAGAAUGUGUGCGAGGCUCUUCUGGAGGUCAGGAGGCAGAGCUCGGUGGUGGUGGAAGACAAGACAAGCUGUAGUCAACAUGGGGAGAAGUUAAAACUCUUCUGUCUGGUUGACAAACAGCCCAUCUGUGUGGUGUGUCACUCCUCAAAAUUGCACAAGACCCACGACUGUUCGCCUAUAGAGGAGGCAGCACAGGACUGUAAGGAUGAACUAUCUUUAUCCCUCAAGAGUUUGCAAGAAAAACUUGACAGUCUCAAACGAAUCCACAAAACAUCUACAGACACAUUCAAGUACAUCAAGAACCAGACACUGGAAACACAGAGAUUAAUCAAGAGCCAGUUCGAGGAGCUCCAUCAAGUCCUUUAUGAAGAGGAGUCAGCCAGAAUAGCAGCUGUGAAAAAAGAAGAAGAAGAAAAAAUUGCAGGAUUGAAGGAUAAAUUUAAAGAAUUGUCAGCGGAGGUGUUAAACCUCACAGAGAUCAUCUCAUUCAUACAGGAGCAGCUGAAAGAGGAUGAUAUGGUCUUGUUGAAGAAUUUCAAAGACACCCAGGAAAGAGGGAAAAGUGUAGCACUUGGCUCAGACAGCAUGUCUGGGAUACUGAUUGACAUGACCAAGCAUGUUGGCAACCUCAAGUACAGAGUCUGGGAGAAAAUGCUGGACCAAAUAGAGUACACCCCGGUGACUUUGGAUCCAAACACAGCACACCCCUGCCUCAUCCUGUCUGACGACCUAACUUCCCUCCACUACUCAAAGCAGGCCAACUGUUGCCCUGACAACCCAGAGCGCUUCCACAUCAGCGCCGAGGUGGUAGGCACGGCCACACUAGGUUCAGGAAGUCAUCACUGGGUUGUGGAAACAGGAAGUAAUCAGGACUGGCUCCUGGGCGUGGCCUCUGUGUCUGUACUGAGGAACACAGAGGUCUCUGCUCGGCCCGAGAAUGGCUUCUGGACUUUGUGUUUCCGGGAUGGGGGGUUCAGGGCGAUGACUUCUCCUCCGACUCCUCUGACAAUUACAGUACUGCCCAAACAAGUCAAGGUGCAGCUGGAUUACAACAAAGGGACAGUAGCUUUUUCCGACUCUGCUGAUGACACACUCAUUUAUGAAUUUACAGCAACAUUUACUGAACCUUUGCUUCCAUAUUUUUACACACAAAGUAGUCACCCACUGAAAAUAAUGCCAGAAAAGGUACUUAUCACAAUGUUGCGCCAGUAAGUAGAUUAAUUAUUUAUUAAUUAUUGAGAAAGCAGGAUCUGAGAACUGUUUCCAUGCAAAAAAAUUACCGACUGGUUUGCUGUAAUCUUCAAGCUUACGUGAAGAAUUUCUAACUGGUUUUUAAACACAAUUAAAAGAAAAUAGAUUCCUCUUUAUGGCCUGUAAAAGCAAUAAUGGCCAUUAGGAGGCAGAUUGAUCAUUUAUAUGCAGUAUUUUUAAAUGCCUGUAAAUGCUGCUGUAAGGUGCCAGAUAAAGUGAUUGACCUCAAGACAGUCUUUUUACAAAUGGGUGAAACACAUGACCAUUAAAAGAAAGCUGGAUUGGACUUUUAUUUUGUAAUACAGUAUUUUUGCACGUAUAGGACAAAAUCAGCAAAAAGAAAAGAGGAAUUACCUUGUCCGUUGGAGGCACUGAAAAAGAUGCAAACCGAAGUCCUUCACUUGAGCUUUAAGAUCAAGGCACAUACUAUAUUGUUGGUCAUGCUGCUUAUUUUGAUGCCACAGAAAAACAAGCUUUAUUGCAUUGUUAUUGUGAAGAAAAUGUUUGACACCGCUUACAUGUCUUUGCACAGCAAAAUUAAUAGUCUCAAUAUAAUUCCCAAUUCAACACAUUCCCUAAGUAAAUAUAAUUCUCACAGGUUUUGACUCUGGAAAAUGUUGAUAUUCUUACUAUCUUAGUGUGUGUUGAUUUUCAACACCCACGGUAUUAUUUUAUUGCAAGUCAAAGUGUAGUUUUGGCACAAUGUAUUUUUCAAAAUGUCUCUAUCAUCAACUCUUCAAACAUUACAAAUCAAUUGUCACACUUUGCUGAGAUUUCCAUCUCAUGUUGAAUACCCAUGGCACUGACAAGUAUCCUAUUGCACAAAUUUAAAAAUGAUCAAAGUCUUGGCCAGACUGUGCCCUUGAUGAAGGAUAAUUGAAAACAAAUUAGUCUACUUCACCAGUUUCCACUGGUAGGUGCCAACUAACAAAGUGGAUAACUUCACUUAUGGUGCAAAAGCACCCAACAUAGAAAAAACAACCACAAUCUACCAGGACAUAAGCAAAGGAGUCUCAGCAGUGAUCACUGUACAGGCAAAAUCCAGCAUAUAAACAUGCAUAAACACAUGUAAAACAAGUCUAAAGACUCUGCCUAUAGGGGCAUGAUGGGAAAACUCUGCCUUAACACCCAUCGGAUCAAGAGGGUUCUAGCUGCAGACCAUACAUUUGUAAUGGCCACUCUCACAGACCGUUCAUCCGAGACACUGUAUGUCUAGGAGAAAGUCCUGUAAUUUGCCAACACAAUGUAUUUUUAUUAUUCCUAGAUAAAAUAGAGAAAAGAUCGGAAGUGUAAUACAGGAUACAGUUUUGUUUAGACCUGUUUUAAAAGUAGUUAGGAAUGGUGGCUUGCUUUAGCUUCAAUAGCUUUAGCUAAAGCUAACAUUGUUACAUAGAUAACCUGUUUGCUACAUAGCUUAUAUAGCUCUGUAAUCUAACAAGCUAACAGCUAACAAACCUACAUAAGCUACACUGGCUGUGUUGGAAUGUUUUAAUGGAGGACGAGCUCUUCUCCUGUAAGAUAAAGUCAGCUUUAUCAAGUGUUUUGUAAUUAGGUUUUGCAGGUCAGGUGUUUGACUUUUAACCUUUGCGUCCUCACCUCUAUCCUAAAUCUAAACAGAUUUUUUUUCUGUUUUUCUUUCUAUUCUAUUUUCAAAGUUUUAGCAUGCAUGUUUCUGUUCUGAGCUAUACAGAGUCUCCGAUGAAAUGUCUGUUAGAACGGCUGUCAGAAAUGAACAGUCUGCAGCCAGACUGUCUUGACCUGAUUGAAAAGGCAGUGGGCAGAGUUUAACUGACUCUCUACAGAGUUGUACUAACACAGAUUGAACAUCUCUGUCAAAUAACUCCAGUAUUGGAGAUCAUUUCACUCACACUUAGGGAGUUAAAAUCAGCUGAAAUGUUUAAACCACGUUUUUCUGCAUACAAUAAGAUAUUGCGAAGGAUGAGUUAGCUUAGCAUAGCAAUGAAAUGUAAAUACAACAUGCACACUGGAUAUGUAGCAUUAGUGCUAGCCUUCUAGUUUACAAUUGCCUCUGUGGCCUGCCUCGGAUCAGCUUCUAGGGCAGACUGAUGAAGAAACAAGAAGUUGUGAAUGACUCCUUUAUUUUCCUGCAUCCUGACUUUUGUGUGAGUUCUGACAUGGCUUUACACAGUCCAGCACUACUGGCCCAAGGUUUAAUGGGUCUGUAUACAACAAAGGCUCAUACCAUUUUAAGAAGAGGAGGUUUACAUUUGAAGCAGUCUUUUUUCACUGAAACAAUGCCAAUGGAUAUGGAUAACCUAUACAUGGUUAAGUAAUAAAGCCAGAGCUCUGCCUGCCAGUUUCAUGUCUGUCAAACUUUCUAAAUGCUGUAUUAUUGAAAGCACUUUUAAGUUAUCACAUUGUAAUUUGGUCUUGGGAUUUUGGUGCAGGAAUUCUUUUCUCAUUCUGCUGAAACGCCUGUAACUUUUGUCCAAACGAAUGAUACUGUUACGUUGGCGCGUCUUUAAUUGUGAUAAGCAUAUCAUGUUGGAUAGGGCUAGGAGAGAAGUUGUACUUUAUCAUGCACUUUAUCAAAUUCAUCAUGGUGUAAAUUUGACUGGGUACAGAAAAUGUACUGCUUAUUGGCCUAGUGUGUAUUUAAAGGGAUUCGGCUGUGUAGUGUGGUUUGGUCAUCUCUCUGUACACAUGGUGGCGCCAAAGUCAAAUAAAUAUAAUGAAGGAUUUCAUUACAAUGAAGAACAUUUAAAUGCAUUCUCCUCAUUUAGUUUGAUUUGUAGAGAGCAUGAUGGAU